AUUUCUCUCUCUCUCUCUCUCUCUCUCUCUCUCUUUUUAUAAUAUAUUAAUCCCAAGAAAAAAAAAAUCUUACACACUGCACUAAUCCCAAUUUAUUUUCACUAAUCCUAUUUUAUUUAUAAUCUAAUUUGAUAUUUUAUAUAUUGUAUAUCAUCAUACUCCAAAUUCCAAAUCUGCAGUUCACUAGAUUAGAUUCGGGUCCUUAUCCCCGAGAUCCAACAAACCCUAACUACAAGGAGCAGGUUCACGAAUCCAGAACCCAAAAUUGAUAUCGAGUAUCAAGUGCUGAACGGUGUCAGGGAACAUGGCUCAAUACCACGGGGAUGAAAUGGAGUACGUUGCAGAUGAUAAUGAAAUGGUAGAGGUAGAAGAUGAUAUGUAUUUCCGUGGAAGAGCAUUUGGUGAAACUGAUUCUGAUGACGACGAUGACGAUGAAUAUGACCUUUUGGAAAACCAAAUAACAGAUACCAUUGCAGCUGAAGCUAGGAGGGGAAAGGAUAUUCAAGGUAUACCUUGGGAUAGACUGAGCAUUAGUCGUGAGAAAUAUAGACAAACAAGACUAGAGCAGUACAAAAAUUAUGAAAAUAUACCACAAUCAGGGGAACUGGCAGAGAAGGAAUGCAAAGCAACACAUAAAGGGGGAAUGUACUAUGAUUUCUGGCAAAACACUAGAUCCGUGAAGUCAACAAUACUUCAUUUCCAAUUGAGAAACUUAGUCUGGUCGACAUCAAAACAUGAUGUAUAUCUUGUUGCACAUUACUCAAUUGUUCACUGGUCUUCAUUAAGUUCUAAGAGAUCUGAAGUCUUGAAUGUAUCGGGGCAUGUAGCUCCAUGUGAGAAACACCCUGGAAGCCUCUUGGAGGGUUUUACUCAAACACAAAUUAGUACACUCGCUGUACGUGAUAACUUGUUGAUUGCUGGAGGGUUUCAAGGAGAACUUAUUUGCAAGUACUUAGAUCGACCCGGGGUUAGCUUUUGUUCCCGAACGACUUAUGAGGACAAUGCGAUCACAAAUGCUGUUGAGAUUUAUGAGCAUCCCAGUGGAGCUGUUCACUUCAUGGCUUCAAACAAUGAUGGUGGAAUUAGAAACUUUGAUAUGGAGAGAUUUCAGCUUACGAAGCAUUCAUGCUUUCCAUGGCCAGUAAAUCAUACUUCAUUGAGUCCUAAUGGGAAAUUAGUUGUAAUUGUUGGAGACAAUCCAGACGGAUUACUGGUGGAUUCUCAAACUGGAAAGACUAUUUCACCUCUAUGCGGACACUUGGACUACUCAUUUGCAUCUGCAUGGCAUCCUAAUGGUUGCAUUUUUGCCACUGGCAACCAAGACAAAACAUGUCGCAUUUGGGAUGUUCGGAAUUUGUCAAAGUCUGUAGCUGUCCUCAAGGGAAACCUGGGAGCCAUACGCUCAAUACGCUUCACAUCUGAUGGACAAUACAUGGCAAUGGCUGAGCCAGCUGACUUUGUGCAUGUCUAUGAUGCCAAGAAAGGAUUUGAAAAGGAGCAAGAAAUUGAUUUUUUUGGAGAGGUAUCUGGUGUAUCUUUUAGCCCAGACACAGAAUCAUUGUUUAUUGGUGUAUGGGAUCGUACAUAUGGAAGUCUUCUUCAAUUCAACCGACGCAGAAACUAUAUGUAUCUUGACUACUUGUAAAUUUGUAACAUUGUGAGUACAUACAUAUCAUGUAUCUUCGUUUAUUGUCUAGGAGCUUGAGUGUUUUAACGCCAUCCAUCUUACUAGAAGAAAGAUCGCCCGAAUGUCAUGCUUCAUCAUACAAUGUAGAACAUGUCAUGAGGAUGUUACCUUUAUUUGUUGUACACCUUCAUGUUAAAUAAUAAUUAAAGAAAAUGAAGGAAAUUUGAUACUAGAUUUCAUA
Cicer arietinum (chickpea) is the source of this 1868-nucleotide messenger RNA. The record is from RefSeq and is a predicted model, not a curated record. Lineage: Eukaryota; Viridiplantae; Streptophyta; Magnoliopsida; Fabales; Fabaceae.